Molecule: messenger RNA, 3875 nt
Organism: Lethenteron reissneri (Far Eastern brook lamprey)
Lineage: Eukaryota; Metazoa; Chordata; Hyperoartia; Petromyzontiformes; Petromyzontidae
Product: BEN domain-containing protein 5-like
Biological process (GO): negative regulation of DNA-templated transcription
Molecular function (GO): DNA binding; metal ion binding
Source: RefSeq, a predicted model, not a curated record
CCUCCGUUCACUCUUCAGCGGCGCGGCCCGCGAAACCUUCAACCACCUCGCCUCAAACAACAACAACAACAACAAAACGUUAACCCGUGUGAUUAACUACAAACAACAACAACAAGCAAACAAGCCGACGCCGAACGAUGUUCGCGUACGUCCGUUUCGUGGAAGACAAGGACUGUCAGAUCGUGGCCGCCUCCACCAUCAUCGGCUUCGCUCCCUGCUCUGAGGAGGACUUUGACGCGACUCGUGUGUACGCCGUGCACUCGCAUGGCGUGAAACAGGAGGUCAACAUCGUGGCGAUGGCUGAGAGCGAGACGCAGCUGGAGGAGGUGGUGAAGCGGAUGCAGAUUCCAGGGAUUCUGGACGGGAGCCCGACACCUGCCUCGGCCGAGGAGCUCGGCUCACAGGAGGACGAUGAGGACAGCGAUGAGAUCCUCCAGACGCACAGAGAAGGCAAGCGCAAGCGUCACGAGGAAGGCGCGGAGCGCGCUGUCAGCGAGAAGGUGGUGCGCAAGAGCCGCGGCGGCAAGCGCCUGCAGCUGCUCUACCCCGUCGGCAUGGAGACGGCGACCGCCGCCGCCGCGAGCGACGACGGAGACGAGGACGCCGGCGGCACGGUGCCGCAGCUGUUGUACCGGGAGUCCGUUCAGAACUACCGGAACACCAAGGUGUCGCUGCAGAAGUCCCUUUUGGAGCUCGAAAUGCUCAAAAAGGAAAACGAGGAGCUUCGUCGCAUGAACAAGAACCUGCAGGAGGCGCUCGUGCGCAAGAUCUUUACAGCUCCAGGAAUUGACUCGACACGAGUUUACGGCAGCAAGGGGAGCUCCGCCAACGCCUCCUCGUCGGGGAACGGCGCCGAUGAGGCUGCGCUGCAGGCUGCGGACAACGGGCAGCAGUUGUCUGAAGAAACGAUGACGCAGUGCAGCGCCGUUCUAAGCAAACAGAGCUCGCAGCAGUCAACAGGAACGAGCGGUAUGCAGGGGAGCGGGAAUCCCAUGAUGCAAAACGACAUGCAGUUCCUCAUGGGCAUGAACAACGCCAUGCAGAUCCUCAUGGCCAUGAACAACGGAAUGCCCUUCCCGCCCGGCACUCAGCCCGCCUUCCCAGGUGCAACUGGCGGUUGCCCCACCAUGGCCAUCGGGGGGCGGGGAGUGGGCAGUUUUCGCGGGGAGCGCGGGCGAGGAGGCUACGUCAUAGACAUGUCCAAGAAGCCCAUCUGCAGGCAUUUUGCCCAGAAGGGCGGCUGCCGCUACGGAAACACGUGCGCCUUCUACCACCCCGGCAUGAAUGGACCCCCCCUGCCCUGAAGAUGAGGAAGAUGAAGAGAGUGGUGGUGGGGGGGGGGAGGUGGCGGCAGAUAUUCCAUCGGUCCGCGUAUUCCUCUGGUUACUAUCUCAUUCGGUGAGGAGCAGCCUCUAAUGAUACUAUGAUAAUUUUUUAAAUAAAUCUCUUAAUCAGGGACCACACCCGAUUAAGUCAAUCGCACAGCCGUAGUUGCGUGAAACUAAAUUGCGUUCAUGCCGAUGUAGCCCCAACUGCUGUUGCGUGUGGCGGUUGUGCAACCGGUAGACGCAAACUGUUGAUCUCCGUGACGGUCCAUCGCUUGCACAAAUUUGCGGACGCGCAAGGGACCGGUUUUUGCAAUCCUGACGUGGUGGACGGGGGCGGGCGGGGGGUGGGGGGCGGUGGUUAGGACGAACCACGGCCCAACGGGACGCGUCGUCCACGUUGGGGGGGGUGCAACCGCUCGCUCGGAAUUCGGACAGUGGUUCGGUGCAACGGUUGAGAGAGAAAGCGAUCCGUUCGCACGGCUGAUCGCUUCGUAGGGGUGGGGUAUGGGGGUGGUAGAGCCACCCCCUUGAGUCGCUCUCAAGGUCACUCGCCCGCUAACUCGCCCGCCUACUCGCCCGCCCACUCGCAACCUCGACUCUCUCCGGAAUGCCCCGCCCGUUUUCGUCCCAGCGCGCGGCGCCCGCCGUUCCGAUGAUUGUAGAAGUGAUGGUGACGAGUUAACGAAUCGUAGAUUUUAUUUUGUGUGGGAAAGCCCCCUGCACACACCGCCCCGCCUCCCCCUUCCUCCCUCCCUCCGCAAUCGGAAUGAACGUGUCCCCCACGCACCGGGCAAAGGAAGGGGGGGAGCAUAGGAUACUGCCGCCAGCGAAGGUGGAAGUCCACGCGCCUGCUGUUGCUGUCUGGCAUCCCGAUUCGAACUCGCGGCGAUUCCUCGUUCAACUUGGCAGACGCGUCCGCGAAAGAGCGCCGCGCGUUUCCGAGCGAAAAACAUUUUCUCCGCAGAGGAAUCUCGCCGAACCCGGCGAAGUUUGGCGAGAUGCGACCGAAACAUCGUAACGGGUGAAGUUUUAUGCGAGAUGCGGCCGCUAGGAAAACCGCCUCGUGGCGACGAGCCGCGUGAACUGUGCCCGUACGUUCGCUCUCGCUCGCGUUGUGCCGGAGGUGCAGUGGAAGCCGGAUUGCGUAGUAAAAAAACACGCCGGCCCCCGAGAGCGACCUCGUGACCUCGCGACCUCGCGACCUGCGCUCCCCCCCCGCACACCUCGCCUGCGUAACGUCGGCGACCCGCGCGGUCGCCGAUUAUCGGGGAAGCGUGCUGAAUGUGUUCGGUUACAACUAGGCCUCGGCAAGGUAAGGUGAUUGUACCGUUUUUACCGGGUACAAGGGUAAAGGUAAAGGUGUCGACAUGCCAAGGGGUAAGGGUAAAGGGUAGGGUAAAAGGAAGGCUCGUUGCUUUUUACCUGUUACCUUACCUGCUCAAGGGUAAAAUGUAGGGUAGAGUGAUUGUAUUGUGGUAAGGUAAAAGGUAGGGUCAAGGUAGCCUCGUUGUUUUUACACUUUUACCUUACCUUGCCGAGGCCUAGUUACAACUGCGCUGACGUUCGGCUCUUUAAGUUGCCUUGGGUUGAAGUGACGUGCUGAUUCACUUCCAACCCAGGUUUUGGAAGACUCUUUCCUUUCGUGGGUCGCCGCUGGGCUCCUGUCAAGAAGAGAUUCGGGGUUCUUCCAGAUUACAUUUUAUUUUUUCAAACGAAGCCGCUGGUUGUAACUUUUAACCUUUACCCACGAGCCCCCACCCCCCCUUUUUUUUGUCAAUCCUGAGAGCCUCUCUCCACACCCAUCGCCACGCGUGUCGGUGCGGGUUAAUGAGGAGUACAGAACAACAAUGGGUGUCCCACCCCCCCCACCACUCUCUGGACCGGAUAUCCUGCCACCCACAGCUUCUCGGCACGCACUCUUUGACACCUCGUUGGUGCCUGGUGCCAGAUCCAUCCAGGCACUGACGAGGCUCAACGCCCCUUCGCUUAAGUCUCCUGAGAUGCGAUUAUGUGCAUAGGGCAUCGUCACUGAUGUGCCUGCUAGAGGUGUGGAGUUGCAAUCGGCGUCCCGGCGAAAACGGAGCUUCGUACUGCCCCCGUCGGCUUGUUUUUUGGUCAAAAUGAAAUGUCAUUUUAAUAACGGAUCCGUUUGCGGAAGAGAAUCACUUUGUCGGCGUUUCUGGCGUCUUGUCGCUGGGUUUCCACGUUUACGUGCGUUUUAUUUGGACGGGAGGUUUAAUGAAAUAAAAAAUACCAACUGAUUGAAUUGAUUGGGAGAAAAAAAUGAAAAAUUGUGUACUUCCACGAAAAAAAUCUACGAUGGUAUUAAAAUAAAAUGUACAGGCCUUGUGGCAAUCCACUGCUGGAUGAGUGUCUCUCUCCCCCCCCUCCCCUUCCCCGUGCAGGUGGCGGUGAUGAUCACACUUUGUCGGUCUGUGUGAAUGGGUGUAGGUUCGAAGCGUAUGUGCGACUUGCCGCAGUACAGCAAACGGAUUUUUUUUUGCUGCACUGCCAUUUUUGCUCGUAAUUAAAACAAAUUGAAACCUU